AUGUCUGAAUUAUUUAAAGAAGACAGAAACAAAUUCUCAUAUGCUUUUAAGCAACAAAUAAUGAAAGCAUGGUAGCCUGUUCCAACAAUUAAUUCGUCGCUUUUACUAUUUAGCACAUUAUCGGUUAUAUUUUUAUCACUAGGUAUAGCAUUAAUAGUACUAUCUAAUUAAAUAGUUGAAGUUUCGGUUAGAUAUGAUUCUUAAUGUGGUAGGGUAUUUUAUGGCAACAAUUAUUUAGAAAUGAUUAACUCUCCCAAUAACAAAUGCACAGUAGAAUUUCAAGUCCCUAGCAAGCUAAAAGCACCAGUAUAUGUAUAUUAUGAGCUUGAUAAUUUUUAUUAAAAUCAUCGAAAAUAUGUUAAGUCUAAAAACAUUAAUUAAUUAUAAGGAGAAGAUGUUUCCGUAUCUUAACUAAGUGAUUGUGCUCCUAUUAUAUAUUACAGUGAUUUAAGAAAAUAUAGGGCGAUAUAAUAAACAUCAAAUACAGAUGGCUUUAAAGAUACUGAUAUAGCAAAUCCAUGUGGGUUAAUUGCGGCUUCUUAUUUUAAUGAUACUUAUGUCUUAAAAACGAAUAACGGUAGUUAAACUAAAGAAAUUUCUAAUUAAGAUAUUGCUUGGCCAAGCGAUAAAAAAGAAAAUUUAAUAAAUCAAAAGUUAAAUAAUGGAUAGAUGUUGAAGAUGGUAUAUAUUAAUAUAUUAUUAUGA
This is a messenger RNA of Ichthyophthirius multifiliis, 705 nucleotides long. RefSeq names its product ligand-effect modulator 3 LEM3 family protein, putative. The record is from RefSeq and is a predicted model, not a curated record. The transcript is spliced from 2 exons. Gene Ontology annotation, cellular component: plasma membrane; Golgi apparatus; endoplasmic reticulum. NCBI's taxonomy places the organism in Eukaryota, Ciliophora, Oligohymenophorea, Hymenostomatida.